AUGUCAAUCUCAGGAGGAUAUACAGAUGCUCACCCAACGGACGACGAGAUGUUCAAGCGCAGAUACGUCGCUAUACAAGAUGUGAUCAACGAAUUGGAAGAUGAGAACAACCUGAUAGCUUAUCGAAUAGCCAAAAUGCGUAAAGAUCGAAUAGACAAAGAAGUAGCUGUUCAGAAGCAGCAGCAGCAGCUCCAAAAAGAGAAAGAACGUAAAAAUGCAAAACAAUCUAAAUCUACAUCAAAGGCCAAACCAAAAUCGAAAACUCAGAUCAAGUCUGAAGUUGAAACCGAAGUCGAGUCUGAGACCAACGAGAGGGAGGUUGAUAUCGUAGAUGUGGAUGUGGAAGGGAACAAGAAUGAGUUGGAACAACGGAAUGAAGAUGUUCAAGUUGAGGAAAUUGGAAAGAAGGGUGAUAUCGUCAAUGAUCAGCAGAGAUCAUCAAUUCCACAGGAUCUAGAUCAGGAUCAGAAUCAAAAUCACAAAUCAUCUUCUCCUAUAUCGCACGAAAACAGCAAAGGAACUGGAGAUAUAGAGUCUCUAAGAGAGGAGGACGAAGAUGUAGAGAUGGAUGAUUAUUAG
Molecule: messenger RNA, 579 nt
Organism: Kwoniella mangroviensis CBS 8507
Lineage: Eukaryota; Fungi; Basidiomycota; Tremellomycetes; Tremellales; Cryptococcaceae
Exons: 4
Coding region: 1-579 (192 amino acids)
Source: RefSeq, a predicted model, not a curated record